CAAAAUUAUGCCGCGUUCAUAUUCACGGUCCCCUUCCCGAUCGGGAAAAUCCGACCGAAAAGAUAAGUAUACAACGCAUCGCCGAUCUCGAUCCAAGUCAAGGGACUAUGAUAAAUACCACCGGAAAGAUAAAAACGACAAAAAACGACGAAGAGAACGUUCAAAGUCACGAUCAGUUGCAUCGUCAUCGUCCUACGCCAGGAAAGCUUCCUAUCGCAGCAGAUCCAGGGAUCGUAAAUAUAAGGAAACCAGCCGUAGAACAUCUCGGGAUCGAUACCGAAGACGUAAAUCGACCGAUCGAGAUCGAUAUCGACGUUCAUCCAGCAGCACCAGCUCGUCCUCGUCGAGCAGCAGUAGCACAAGUCGCUCUAGUGCCAGCAGAAGUAGUUCGCAAUCGUCCAAGAAGUCGUCUCCAACCGUACCCACAACAAAACAAUCACUGGCAAAGGAGUAUGUUUUCAAAUCAUUGGAAGAUGCUUGCGACGAGCCAUCGGAGAAAACUAGUAAAUUACAGAAACUGAAUGCGGACGAGUUUAUCCCUCAAACGUUUGUCUCCAGCAGAAAGGUUCCGCCGGAAUCGGUUUCAACCAACAUUGUCAUAGAUUUGGAAUCCCAGACUAUAAAAGUACCGACAGUCGAAAAAUCAGUCCCAGAAGAGGAUCCCAUUUUUCAUCCGUCGUUCUUUUCAGGAGAUGAUAAUGAAAGGAUGGCACGAUGGGUUAAAAAGCUACACGGUCUUCGUCAAUCUUUAGCCUGAAGCUACAAUAAAGAAAGUCAAUUUGGUAUA
Anopheles coustani is the source of this 787-nucleotide messenger RNA. RefSeq lists its product as uncharacterized. Lineage: Eukaryota; Metazoa; Arthropoda; Insecta; Diptera; Culicidae. The coding region runs from base 8 to 757 and encodes 249 amino acids. The transcript has 2 exons. The record is from RefSeq and is a predicted model, not a curated record.